This is a messenger RNA of Erythranthe guttata (spotted monkey flower), 432 nucleotides long. RefSeq lists its product as uncharacterized. Lineage: Eukaryota; Viridiplantae; Streptophyta; Magnoliopsida; Lamiales; Phrymaceae. The record is from RefSeq and is a predicted model, not a curated record.
AUGGCAUAUUUCUUAAACAUAAUCAACAAAGAUCAAGAAAAUCAAAGCCUCUACAAUAAUCCAAGAAUCUCAUUCUCAAGUGAUUUUGGUGUCUUUCCUCAACUAGAAAACACCUAUCGAGAAGCCCCCGUUUCUUCCGAUUUCGAGUUUUCCGCCCCCGAUUACAACUCCAUGAGUAUCUCAGCCGACGAGAUUUUCUCCAACGGAAAAAUGUUGCCGUUGAGUACUCGAAAUAGUAAUUGCCCAAAAGUAGGCACUACUCUUAGAGACGAGCUUCUUAUCGAUGACGAGUAUAAAGGUGUCGCAUCUUCGAAGGGUAUACGAAGGUGGAAGAACAUGUUAGGGUUGAAGAGAAAACAAGGUAUUGAGAAAAGUAUUAUUAAUGGCAAUUUGGGAAGAAUUGAUGAAAUGAAGAUAUCAGAGAUGGUUUAA